AUGUUGGCUGCCAGAUUAUUUACGUGUAUUGUCCUAUCAGUCCACAUUCAGUUGGUAAUAUCGCAUGGUCAGGGAAUAACACAAGAGGAACUUAUAGAGUCUUUAAAAGCAAUUGAUCUGGCGGAUCCUCCGGCUUGGUUGAAUCCAAGUCGUGUUUUGCAACGUAAAUUUUGUCGAACACCCCCAUUGUGUGAUAACAAAAUAACAAGCGAUUAUGCUGGUAUCAAACUGAUAGCAUGUGGAACAGGACAACCGAAAACAAAUGUACGCGGUCGAGCAUGUUUUGCCAUAGUUAUCGAUGGUAUCGACUAUAUGUUAUUUGAUGUUGGUAUGGGUGCUGAAAUAAUAUUAAAUAAUUUUAAUAAUACAAAUCAAUUAAAUUUCAUUAAACGUAUAUUUAUCACUCAUUAUCAUAGUGAUCACACGGGUGGUAUCGGCAAUGCAUUAAAUAUGGGAUUUUUGGAUCUAAGAACUUUGCCUGUUAAAUUACAUGGUCCAGGUCAAGAUUUGCUGUAUAAUUAUACUGAAGGUAUGAGACAUUUUUUUACUAUGGAUGCAAUUAAUCGACAAUUGACACUUAAUGCAGAAAAAAAAAUUUGCAAGCCAACAUUCGCUUCACCAGGCGAUCCAAAGUUGAAUCCUGCAGUAUUAGAUUCAUUAAAUGUUCAGGAAGUAUCAUUUCCAAUUCCACCAUUUGAUAAUAGAACGCAAGUAACUGUAGUCAAUAAUCCAGCCCAAGAUGUAGUUGUUAAAUCAUUUCGAGUUUAUCAUCAUUCAGCUGAUCCAGCUGUGGGUUACAUUGUUCAAACUAAAGGUCAUAAAAUUGUCAUUAGUGGUGAUACAGUGGGUUAUCCAAUAUCAUCGGCUGUAGUGAAUGCAGCUCAAGAUGCUGAUUAUUUAAUACAUGAGGUAUUAAAUAAAACUUAUUUAGUAUCACAUAGUAAGCCGACGCCAGGCGGUAAAUUUAAUGACCAAUGCCGAAUUCUUGAUUCACACACAUUUAUCCCACAAGUAGCAAGAGUAGCCAAAAUGGCUAAAGUCAAAAAUUUAAUCCUUACACAUAUUCUUCCCUCUCCAGUAACAAAUCAAGACGUCACAAAUUUGAAGAACAGCAUUGCACAAAUUUACAAAGGAAAUAUUUAUGUUUCAAAUGAUUAUGAUUACUGGCUCCUUAAAAAGAAAACAUAA
Didymodactylos carnosus is the source of this 1188-nucleotide messenger RNA. NCBI's taxonomy places the organism in Eukaryota, Metazoa, Rotifera, Eurotatoria, Philodinida, Philodinidae. The record is from the annotation of a GenBank genome assembly.